UAUAUUUUGGUAGCCGUGUAUAUUCAAAAGUGCAGAACGAGCUGUGGUAGGGUAGCAGCGGCAGUGGGGAUUCGUCUGCGCUCAGUCGUGUUGCGCGAAACGAUCUUGUUCUUUGCUGAAAUUUACUACAUAGUAACUGUAUUUCGUAAAACGCAUUUUAUCCAUAAGAUUAUGUUUACGUUAAGAUGUCGUUGAUGUUACGUACUUUUUGAUUAUGUGAAAUUGAUGUAAAGUAUAGGUGUCAAUAGAUGAAAAGUUGUGAAACACAUUUAUACAACAGAACAUAGUGUUUUGGUGAUAGUGAAAGAUGGAUGUUAAAGAUUAUCACAAGGUGUGCGAAGAAGUAUAUGACACUGAACCUUCUACAUCUAAGGAUAAGGAUGCAGUCAAUAAUUUACGAAACAUUGCAUUAGAAGAAGUCUUAGAUCAAACUCAGGCUGAAAAUAAAACUAUGCAAGAACAUGAUGAACCAUCUUUUGAUAAUAAGUACAAUGUAGUUAAUACAAAAAGUAUAUUUGAACAAACAGAAGAUAAAGAAACUGAUAGAGAAACAUCAUUUUCUACUUUAAAUUCAACCUUCUCAUCAGAAGCAACUACCUCACAGGACAAUACUCCUUCUUCAUCGAAUGAUAUUGAAUCAAGUUCACUUUUUAAUGAUCAAAAUAAAAUUAAGAGAAGUAUUUCCAAAGGUCAAAUAAAUGGUGAUAGUGGUAUUUCAGUGGAAAAGUCUGGUAAUAGUUCUGAUGAAGAUUCUAGCAAGCGACAGAAACUGAAUGAGAAUUCAUCUAAACAAUCAAAAUCUGAUGAUGAAAGUGUAGAUAAUUUACCAAAGUUCCAUAAGUUAAAAUCUGAAGUAAAGAAACGUAAUUAUCGUGGUAAGAAACCAUCAGUGGGAGAAAGUGCAGAUAGUUGCAAUGAAGGAAGUAGUGAAGAUGUUGAGAUGAGGCAAGAAACAGAGGAAACCACACCAUCUAGGGGAACAGAAAAUAGUGAACAUGGAUUAGAAACAAAUAGUGAUGGUUCAGAUGUUGAGGAUGCAUGCAGUGAAGGAGACUUAGAGGAAGCAGAAGAAGAUAUUCCUGCUUGUUUGAAGAAAGAAAAACCAAAACCAAAUUGGUUUGUGGUACCAGAACUUAUCCGACGUGAAACGGGUAACAAUCCGUUGUUUCAACGUAGAUAUUAUGGUUCCUUACAUGUUGUAGAACAUUUUGAACUUGCCUAUAAGCUUGAAACACAUCAGGGUUGUGUUAAUGCUUUAAAUUUUAAUGAAAAAGGAAAUUUACUAGUUAGUGGUUCAGAUGAUUUAUCUGUAGUUAUAUGGGAUUGGGCAAAAGGGAAAAACUGUCGCCAUUUAUUUUCUGGUCAUGCAAGUAACUUGUUUCAAACCAAAUGGUUACCAUUUAAUUCGAAUUUAGUGGCAACGUGCGCUCUUGAUUGCCAAGUACGUUUAUUAGAUAUUAAAAAGGGUGAAGCACGAAGAAUAGCAAAACAUGAAGCACCCACUCAUAAACUUGCGGUUCAUCCGGAUACACCUGAAGUUAUAAUUUCUGUUGGUGCAGAUGCUAAUGUGUUAUCUAUAGAUAUUAGAGAUAAAACACCAACAAAAUUAUUAGUAGUGAAAGAUGGCUCUUCUAACGUGCCGUUAUACAGUGUUCAUUCAAAUCCCUUUAAUAGUAACGAAUUUUGUGUUGGAGGUCGAUCUCAAAUAGUCAGAAUAUAUGAUCGACGAAAAGUAUCUACAUCACUAUACAAGUUAUGUCCUGAUCAUUUGGCUGGGAAUAAAAAUGCACAUGUAACUUCUGCUUUAUAUAAUCAUAAUGGAAGUGAAGUUCUUGCCUCUUAUAAUGACGAAGACAUAUAUUUAUUUGAUGCCGUGAUGCCACAAACUGGAGAUUUUGCUCAUCGAUACCAAGGCCAUAGAAACAAUGCUACUGUCAAAGGUGUCAACUUUUUUGGACCAAAGAGUGAGUUUGUUAUAUCUGGAUCGGAUUGCGGAUGUAUAUUUAUUUGGGAUAAGAAUACCGAAGCAAUCGUGAACUGGAUGCCCGGCGAUGAACAAGGAGUGGUAAAUUGUUUGGAACCUCACCCAUUUAUACCCGUUCUUGCAACGAGUGGACUGGAUUUUGACGCAAAGAUAUGGAUACCUUCUUGCGAACAUCCUCCAAACUUAACAAAGCUAGCAAGUUGUGUCAAAUCUAAUGCGAUUAAUAGGGCAGAAGAUACUACCAAUGAAUCUGAUGCAAUUGAUGGUCAGAUGUUUUGGAUAUUAUUAAGUACUGUUCAUCGUACACAGUUUUUAACAGAUUUCAGAGAACGUCAUCAUCUAUCGGACGAUGACAAUAGUGUCGAUGAUUUUUCUUCCAAUUCUUCCAGAGAGAGCAAUUCUUCCAAUCACAGCGAUAGUCAGUCAGAGGGGAAUAGAUCUCCAUAGGGGAAUAGAGUUAGAACGUUACAGUGCCCUCCUUCUUAGAG
Messenger RNA from Megachile rotundata (alfalfa leafcutting bee), 2472 nucleotides. RefSeq names its product DDB1- and CUL4-associated factor 8. Gene Ontology annotation, cellular component: Cul4-RING E3 ubiquitin ligase complex; cytoplasm. Gene Ontology annotation, molecular function: protein binding. The record is from RefSeq and is a predicted model, not a curated record. Lineage: Eukaryota; Metazoa; Arthropoda; Insecta; Hymenoptera; Megachilidae.